AUGUCCAUCCCAGCAGACUACAGAACAAACUUUUUCCUCAAUAUCCCAGUCUCCGAUCUACAAGCAUCAAUCAACUUCUACACAUCGCUCGGCUUUGUCCAGAACAAAACGUUUUCCGAUCAGAAUGCGUCCAUGGUUUCAAUCCCUCUGGACCUUCACCUCGACAAUCCUGACGCGAAGGCGGCACACACCUCUCCCCUCAAGGUGAUGCUACUCAGCCAACCUUUCUUCAAAGGCUUCCUUCCGGCAGAUCGGGAAAUCGCAGACCCGACCAAGCUCAGUCAGGCUUUACUGUGCAUCAGUAUAGCGACAAAGGACAAGUUGGAUCACUUCGUGGAGAAGGCAGGAAGUUUGGGGGCCAAGGUGGACGUGUGUAAAGUCCAAGACCAUGGAUGGAUGUAUGGUCGUUCAUUCGCUGAUCUUGAUGGCCACAUUUGGGAACUGACUUGGAUGGAUCCGAGCGGAUAUGAAGGCAAAGAAUGA
This is a messenger RNA of Exophiala bonariae, 483 nucleotides long. RefSeq lists its product as uncharacterized. The record is from RefSeq and is a predicted model, not a curated record. NCBI's taxonomy places the organism in Eukaryota, Fungi, Ascomycota, Eurotiomycetes, Chaetothyriales, Herpotrichiellaceae. Bases 1 to 483 code for a protein of 160 amino acids. The transcript has a single exon.